GAGGAUUGUUUUGAUUUCAAUUUCGCUGCCGCGAUUUCAGCAUGGCAUUUCAGGUGACCUUGGCCUCCGGCAAAGAGAUCAAGACGACAGUGGCAGCAGGUGGGCGCGUGGGCGAUUUGAGACAAGAGGUUGCCGAGACCUUGGACCAACACCCCAGGAGUGUCGAACUCAACAGUGGUGGUAACGUUCUUGCUGAUGAGGACAAGGUUCCUGACUCUCAAGUGACAAUUGUUCUGGUGCGUUUGCCAUGGGUGGGUGCCACACCUGAGAAGGUCAAGGACCUUGGUGGGGGCGAGUUUCAGAUUGUUGACGAGGAGGAGAAGAAAGGUGGUUCAAAAUGCAAUGCACUCUGUGAGGUGGGCUUCUCAAGUGGCACCGAGUACUUCGAGGUAGAGGUGGUUGAGGGUUCUGGUGCUUUCAUUGGUGUCAGCACCAAGGCAGGAUUUUCUGAGGGCUACAAGAUCAAAGGAUUGUUCUUUGGUGGGCCAGGCAAUCUCAGCAACGGCAGUGCUGGUUUGCGAACACAAUUCGGGCAGGAGGUGAAACCGGGUUCAGUCAUUGGUGUCACCUUGGAUCUGACUGAUGAGAAGACAGUGGGCAUCACAUUCUGGGAAGGUGAUACAUGUCUUGGUGAGGCUUUCAAGGAUUGUGCACGUGAGCCUGGUGCCAUGGUAUUCCCUGCUGUAUGUGCCAGUCAUUCGGGGGAUCGUUUCAAAUUGUCCCUGAAAAGAAAUCCACGGAAAGCCAAGCUGGUCACACCCCACCCAGCUGUUGGAUGCUGGGAUUUGCAACGCUUGGUGGUCGAUGGUGAGCUGGUGAAUCUAGAUGCAGCCCUGACCAUCAAAGGCAAAGGCAAAGGCAAAGGAUAUGCCGCCGAAGGUGAGGAAAGCAAGGGCAACAUUGUGAUGGCAAUCAGCAGCCGCGACAUGAAGCUCUUCAAGAUUUCCCUGAGGUUGGCCAACACCUUGAUGACCAGUGUGGUAGUCACAACUGGAGCCGAUGGUACGGAAGAGCUGAAGGUCGGCAUGGUGGCGGGAACGAUGGUCAUGGCACCUCCGCCUUUGAUGGACCUGGAGCAGCGCUUCUGCAAGGCCUUGCCAUUGAUCACCAGCUGGGCCAUCACAGAUUCGAGGUUGGACCUUCGUGGUGAAGCCGUUGAGAUGGACUUUAUCCACUAUGAUGCGCCUCCAGUGGAGCCAGUCUCAAGCCCACUACCGUGAGGGUGUGAUGUGGCGAAAACAUGCGAAAACAUGCUUCAUCUUAUUUCAUUUUGACUUGGAAAGCAAAAGCCCACAACCUAGCUUUCAGGCCAGCCGCGGUAUCAACAUUCCUAAGAUUGUUCGCGGGCCUAUCCGCUGGUUUUAAGUUUUACCCAAAUCUCAAGAAAUGUUGUCAACAUGCUCUGAUCAGUGUGUUUUUGGAGGGAAAUGUUUGCGAGAGACCGCAGCCUGUCGGACAGUCGUCCAAUCGAUUUCAAACAGCUUCUCAGCCUGAGGAAUCUUCUCACCCUGAGAUCAUUGAUUAAUACUGAUACUGAUACUGACACUGGUACUGUAAAAA
Molecule: messenger RNA, 1560 nt
Organism: Cladocopium goreaui
Lineage: Eukaryota; Dinophyceae; Suessiales; Symbiodiniaceae
Source: the annotation of a GenBank genome assembly